AUGUCAGACUUUGAAGAUGAGAUGGACAUUGACGCUGUGGCGCAACCCAAGGAUGUUAUGUUCUCGGGCGACAACACGGCCAAGGGCAAGCGCAGCGCCGCCAAUCUGCCCGUCGAGGCCGAAGACAGCCUUCCAUGGGUCGAAAAGUACCGCCCGGCAACGCUCGACGACGUGUCUGGCCACCAGGACAUUCUCGCAACAAUAAAUAAGUUCGUCGACUCGAACCGGCUCCCCCAUCUGCUGCUGUACGGGCCGCCCGGCACGGGUAAGACGUCGACCAUCCUCGCGCUCGCGCGGCGCAUCUACGGCACCGACAACAUGCGGCAGAUGGUGCUGGAGCUCAACGCGUCCGACGACCGCGGCAUCGACGUGGUGCGCGAGCAGAUCAAGACCUUCGCCUCCACCAAACAAAUCUUCACCGUGAACCCGUCGCCGGCCGCGGCCGGCCGCUCCGGCGGCGUGGCGUCGUACAAGCUCAUCAUCCUCGACGAGGCCGACGCCAUGACCAACACGGCGCAGAUGGCGCUGCGCCGCAUCAUGGAGAAGUACACGGCCAACACGCGCUUCUGCAUCAUCGCCAACUACUCGCACAAGCUCAGCCCGGCGCUGCUGUCGCGCUGCACGCGCUUCCGCUUCAGCCCGCUCAAGGAGCAGGACAUCCGCGUCCUCGUCGACAAGGUCGUCGAGGAAGAGAACGUCAACAUCCUACCCGAGGCCACCGAGUCGCUCGUGCGCCUCAGCCGCGGCGACAUGCGCCGCGCGCUCAACGUGCUGCAGGCGUGCCACGCGUCAAGCACACCGCUGCACGAGCUCGGCAAGCCCAAGACAGCCGAAAAGGACAUCGUGCGCGAGACCAUCACGACGGAGACGAUCUACACAUGCGUGGCCGCGCCGCCGCCGGACGCGAUCAAGAAGAUCAUGCACACCCUCCUCAACACGUCCGACGUGACGUCGUGCCUGUCGACCAUCAACACGCUCAAGGCGGCGCAGGGGCUGGCGCUGGCCGACAUCAUCACCGCACUGUCCGAGGAGCUGGCCAAGCUCGAGGUGCGGCCCGAGGUCAUGAUCACGUGGCUCGACGCGCUGGCCGACGUCGAGCACCGCGUGGCCAGCGGCGGCGGCGAGGCCAUCCAGACGGGCGCCGUCGUCGGCGCCAUACGCAACGGCGUCGAGCUAAUGGGUUGA
This is a messenger RNA of Lasiosphaeria miniovina, 1185 nucleotides long. RefSeq names its product P-loop containing nucleoside triphosphate hydrolase protein. Bases 1 to 1185 code for a protein of 394 amino acids. Gene Ontology annotation, biological process: DNA-templated DNA replication; DNA repair. Gene Ontology annotation, cellular component: Elg1 RFC-like complex; Ctf18 RFC-like complex; DNA replication factor C complex. Gene Ontology annotation, molecular function: ATP binding; DNA binding; ATP hydrolysis activity. The transcript is spliced from 3 exons. The record is from RefSeq and is a predicted model, not a curated record. Lineage: Eukaryota; Fungi; Ascomycota; Sordariomycetes; Sordariales; Lasiosphaeriaceae.